UUCCUCUUCUUUAGCUCUUCAUCAACCUCACCCGCUCCAUUCCUCUAUCCAAACCCAGAUUCCUCUUGGGAAAAAUUCAAACACUCAUGGCUUCCAACUCGUUGACGAGCUGCGGCGUGGCCGCCGCCGCCUUCCCCGCUCUCCUCUCCUCCUCCAAAUCGAAGUUUACUGCCGCAGUUCCGCUCCCCAGCGCCACCAGCAAUGGCGGCCACGGCCGUGUAGUCAUGUCAGCUGACUGGAUGCCUGGCCAGCCCCGGCCGCCUUACCUUGACGGCUCAGCUCCUGGCGACUUUGGGUUUGACCCGCUUCGGCUCGGUGCGGUUCCAGAGAACCUGGAGAGAUACAAGGAAUCUGAGCUCAUUCAUUGCAGAUGGGCUAUGCUUGCUGUUCCAGGGAUCCUGGUACCUGAGGCCUUGGGUUUGGGUAACUGGGUAAAGGCUCAAGAGUGGGCUGCAACCCCUGGUGGUCAAGCCACUUACCUGGGCAACCCAGUUCCAUGGGGCACCCUCCCUACCAUUUUGGUCAUUGAGUUCCUGAGCAUUGCCUUUGUGGAGCACCAGAGGAGCAUGGAGAAGGACCCUGAGAAGAAGAAGUACCCUGGUGGUGCUUUUGACCCUCUGGGUUACUCUAAGGACCCCAAAAAGUUUGAGGAGUACAAAGUCAAGGAGAUCAAAAAUGGUCGGCUUGCAUUGCUGGCAUUCGUGGGAUUCUGUGUGCAACAAACAGCAUAUCCAGGCACAGGACCGUUGGAGAACUUGGCAACUCACUUGGCUGAUCCAUGGCACAACAAUAUUGGGGACAUCGUCAUCCCCAGAUCAAUUUUGCCUUGAAUGAUUGAUUGGAUUGGGACUCUUAAUCAGUGUCAAAUUACCCACUGUGUAAAACUUCUCAUGUGAAAAUCUGUAAGGAAUCACCAACCCAUGUAUCCACUCAUGUGUUCCAUGUAAUUAAAGAACCUAGAACUGAUGAAUUUGCUGCUGUGACUCUCUCCACUAGUUGAAA
Molecule: messenger RNA, 1002 nt
Organism: Carica papaya (papaya)
Lineage: Eukaryota; Viridiplantae; Streptophyta; Magnoliopsida; Brassicales; Caricaceae
Gene: LHCA1
Product: chlorophyll a-b binding protein 6
Biological process (GO): photosynthesis, light harvesting
Cellular component (GO): membrane
Source: RefSeq, a predicted model, not a curated record